This is a messenger RNA of Anopheles moucheti, 7248 nucleotides long. RefSeq lists its product as uncharacterized. Lineage: Eukaryota; Metazoa; Arthropoda; Insecta; Diptera; Culicidae. The record is from RefSeq and is a predicted model, not a curated record. Gene Ontology annotation, molecular function: protease binding. The coding region runs from base 154 to 6549 and encodes 2131 amino acids. The transcript has 6 exons. Gene Ontology annotation, cellular component: Ino80 complex.
ACGCCGAAUUGCACAUAACAAUACAAGUGUGAACAAACGUCGAGAAGCCGAACGCUAUCGUUACGAGAGUUCUAUAAUUAUAAUCGAACUGUGAUUGUAAGUUCUGUAUUGAACUCAAUCGCUUCACCUGUUUUAAGUGCUGAGAGAGGAAAAAUGGGCAGGAAUUUGGAAAUGGCGAGAAAACUAUCCAUGAAAACCUACAACGCAACGGAUAACACGUACGAAUCGAGCUCGGGCAGUGAUUCAGAUGAGAGCAAUGCAAGCUUAUUGGAAAGAAGUUGCCUUUUAAGCAACAAAUUUAUGCUACCAAAGGAUCUCUGCGAAAAUGGUAACAUUUUUGAUGAAUUUUUUUCCCGCACUCUGUGGAAUACGCUGCCUCCAGCCAUCCAACAUAAGUUGGCAAAGUUACUGCCAGUUGCCAAAGAUGAUAUGCCGUCGGCGACGAAAGUGGUGCAUGAUUUGCUGUCGCACGACUUGCACCGCUUCGGUAAAGAACCGAUGGAUGAUUUUCGCUUCAAGCUAGCAAACGGAAACUUCCGCGUGGAUGUUGCCAAAUUGCAGCACAAUUUAGUGAAAUUAACGACGAAAGAUCGGCGUAUGGUCGAACUGCAGCGAAUGUCUCGUUCGGCGCAAAACGUUAUGUUAUCCCGUGAAGCCGUCUUGUACAGUGAGUUGCAUUCGAAUGAUGUACGUGCUUUACCUUCUACUGGCCGAGUAACGGACGGUUAUAACCAUCGUCGGCAGUGGGAUUAUGAUUUGCCCGCUUCUUCCACAAUGCAAAAAUGUCAAUCAGCUGCAAAAAAGCGAUAUUUAAGUGAAAUUAUUAACAUAUGCGAUGAAAUCGGUUUGCCAAUGACUCUAUCUGAUGAAGAAGAUUGCAUGCAUGCUUUACCAGCAGGAACAGUACGUAAACAACGACGGAUGGCAGGCAGUGGCCCACAGUCUAGCGAACAGUCAAGCUUUCAACCCCGUCCCGGCAUGUUAAGCAAUUCAAAUAGCAUUACAGCUGGCAACACAUUUGAUGGCAACAUAUUCAACGCACCAAAGCUGUUUGUUGUUACCGAGGAACAUUACAAAAAAUUGAUGUUACAGCAUAGAAAACGCAAACUGGAAGAACCCGAUCAUCCUGAGCUGGACUUGGACAAUAUAAAACUAAAAGAUGUCGUUAGUCGCACUCAAAUAGCCGCCGGAUAUCGAAGAAUAUUGCCACUCCCCAAGGUGUACAUUUCGAACACUAUAAAGGAAAAUUCGACAGCGUUGAAAGGGAAAGUGAAGACGCAUAAAUCUUUAAAAAUACACCGAUCUUCUCUAGAUCAUACCGAUGCAAAAAACACGAUCGAUUGUGAUUAUGGUGAACACAGUGUUGAUAGAGCUAAAGUCAAAUCGGAACCAACGGUGGCGAUGAAUGUUAAGGUUAAAGAAGAACAACCAUCAAGUGAUUGUUUUGAUUCAGAUUUGAAUGAGAAUCCCGGGUCGGACUUUGUUUCAACCAAACAGUACAUUCGCUCAGAAGAGAAAGGUACGACGUCUUACAAUGAACCAACAACCAGUCCAGAAAGUAAGCGAAAUUUGAAUCCGACGGAAGAAACAAAACAGGAGGCCAUUGAAAUUGGUGUAACAACAACAGUUUCUGGUACGACCCAAUCUACCACACCAUCAUCGAAUGCAUCGUUGCAAGACACAAUGGUAGAAAAUGCUGAAUCAACCAAAAUAGAACAAAAUGUUGUAAACUGUUUGUUCAGUAGUGGAGCGCAUGCCUGUUUCUUAGCGGUCGUCCGUGACCUGUUUUGUUCUAAUCCCGAUCAUCGAUCCACUUUACCAGAACUGCAACUAAAGUUGGAUGCUUGGACCAAGAGUCCUGUUGCGAAGCGCAAUGUAUGGUUUGAACAGUAUCGAAACAAUGGCGAAUGGAAUGAGACGCUGCAGUCUGCCGUACAAUUUCUUGCUGGAGAAUUUCUAAACCAACCGGAAGAUUUCGUCCCGUACAUAGAGCAUAAAGUAGCCCUUAACAUACUACAAUGGAUUGGUGCAUCUCGCGAUGGCGACAGCCGGUUAGUACCGCUAUGUGCAUACUGGCAAAGUAGAAAGCAAGAGAUGAAUAAAUCCUCAGGCCUGCAUGCACUUACGACUAGCAACACCCCAAGCACGAGCAAUUUCAUUGCAAAUGACUCAUCUUUCACGCAAGUUUCUGCUUCGCCCAAAAACAGAAGCAGAUCAGCUGCUGGAUCUAAACAUGUACCUUUUUCUCCAAUUUAUUCGUCCUCAUCCUCCAUGUCAUCAGUGUCUUCGGUACAGGUUGCAGGAGAUAAUUCUGUAUCGUUAUGUAACGAUUCUACCCUAUCAUCGCUAUCGAUAAAGACUGCCACUGUGUCCGAGGAUGAUGGAUCGAUUAAUGAACGUUCGACAGCAACACCACCACCACUGUUCUCAACAGACUGGACCGUUCGGAAAGCUACCGACGAGGAAAUACAAAGCUUUCGCGAGCAGGAAAAAUGUCGUUAUGAGAACCCGCAUAUGGCUUUCACUUAUAAGCAACACUCUUACGAUAGUGUGGUUGGACCCGUUAAGGGUAUUUAUACACAAGCUCCAGGCAUCUCUAAAGCCCGUGGUCACAGUAUGCUUGUUGCAAAUCGUCCCAAUUUCGUGACCAUUCUUACCCUAGUGAGGGAUGCCACUGCACGAUUACCUAACGGCGAAGGUACACGGGCAGAUAUUUGCGAGCUGCUGAAAUCCUCGCAAUACAUUUCUCCAACAGCAACUGAUCAUGUCUUGCAAACCAUAGUCAGUGGUGCAUUGGAUCGAAUGCACACAGAACGAGAUCCGUGCGUGAAGUAUGACGCCAAGCGCAAAAUUUGGAUCUAUUUGCACCGAAACCGUACCAAACAGGAGUUUGAACGUUUGCACAUGCAAUAUCAAGGAUUCACUAAACAUAAAAAAUCCAAUAUUAGGAAAUCGUUAAGGCAAAGCAAAGAAAACAUGUCAACAUCCAACACGACUAAACUCGACUUGUUGAACGAUAGUGGUACUUCUGUUGAGAGUUUUACUUUAAACAGUUCUAUGAUUGAGAUGGAUCAGGAUAGUUCAGCAACAAUCAGCGAUAGUGCAACAGAUCCGACUGUUAGUACAGGUACAACAACUAUAAGCAUUACCGAAAUACCAACAAGCAGCAUGGCUGGUACGACUGCGGGAAAAUCGUCUACGUCUUUGUUAAAAAAACAAAUGCCCCUAACGACACCAUCAGAUAACAUCACUGUACAACAACCAUGCACAGGCGACAUUCAUUCCAUAAACAGCAUUGCAAAGAGUGUAAUAACGGAUGUAAAUACUACAUGUCAAACAGAUCAAACCAGACAACCUAUAUGUAUCGUAAAAAACCAUCAGACAGUACCUCUAGAGUCUAGUACAGAUGUAAUGUAUAAGUCUGCCGGUAAAUUGUGUGGUGCCGUCACAUUAAUUUCGUCCGUUGGAAAUAAUGUACGCACGAUUCAGAUUCCUAAAUCUUCAUUAACUUUAGCAAACAAUCUGGUAACAUCCAACACUGGUACAGCGAUAGUUAAUGAAACUUCAACAUCUGACGAUGUUUUAUCGCCAGAUGCAUUAGGAAACAUUAAUCCAAAAACUCCAAAGAAGAUUCUAGUAUCAUCAAUAGUGUCUUCUGCGAAAUCAACCAUUUCCCCAUCCGCUGGUGCAAAUGCUAAAUCUGUAGUCGACAUUUCACGAAUAUCCAGCUCGAAGCCCAUACUAGUGCAAGCUAUAGGAACUGCUGCAUCUUCGCAUACACCAGCCGCAAGUUCCUUCGUUACAUCUCCAAAAGAUGGUAUUAAAAUUGGUUCAUCCAUGGCUGGUACGAUCGUGUCCAUCCGACCGGUGAACAGCACUUCGGGCAUCAGUAGUGUUGGUAAAAAAAAUCAAAUGUUGCCUUGUGGACAAACGACUACAUUGCUAUCUCCACAGUCACCGGCACAGGCACAGGUGAAAGGUACACAAUUGUCAAUCAACAAUGCUUCGUUUGCGAGCUCUUCUGGAGGAAGUGCGCUGCAAAAUAUGAAAGGUGGCACGGUAAUAACAGCUACAAUAGGCAAACCGAUUUACAGUUCCUCCGUUGGUCAAUCACCUUUAAAGCCAGGCACUAGUACUGCUUCCAUCAUACAACAAACCAAUCUUCCUGGCACGGUAUUUUCGCAGAAAAUGAUGGUCAGUUCUGGCAGAGCGGAAACACCAUCAUCCUCCGGAGAAAGUAGCCGCGUACCUACAGUAGUAGCCAUCAAAUCAGCCAGCACAUCGAAUAUUACAUCCUCCACGCAAGCUGGUAUCAAUCGCAUGAUAAAGCCUGCGAGUAAUGUCUUAAACACAAUCACACUUGCCAAAGGACAGCAGUCUGUGCUAACACAAGCUAAACAGAGACAAAUUAUUCAAAAUUUGAAGCAGUCGAUUACAGGCAAUCAAAUAAUUUCUCAAGCAGCGCUGCUCGCAGCGAGUGCAUCAUCCUUAACGAAGGUACAAACUGGCGAUACAAAACAACAGUACAAAGGUAGCCCAUCGUACCUGGUGGAAAAUCAGACAACUGGUCUAGAGUUCAAAAUGAAUCAAAAUCAAACGUCAAGCUCAACCAUUAAAACAUUAUCUCCAAAAAUUGUCAAAAUAACUCCAACACGCUCGAAACCUCAGACCUCCAUAAGGCCUGUUGCCAACAUAGGCACAAUUGUCGGUUCCUCUAAUACCGCUCUACUUCCGACGACGAACCAAGCAGCAGCACCAUCUAGUUUAAAAAUGAUAAAAAUGAGCCCAUCAACAAUAAUUACAUCAACUGACAUACACGGUAUGGCUAAUACUGGUACUUUAAACACAGGUACUGCGGUAGCUGUGACUGUAUCAAGUAGUGCUGGGACUAUCACUCCGUCUAGUUCUAAAAUCGCGACUAUGCGAGUACUGAAAACGGCAACCGGAUCUACAACCGUUAUCAAGACAGAGGUAACAAGGGGACCAUCCGUGCAGCAAUUAUCACAAAGCAACGCUCACCACGGGUUGGAAACCCUGCGGAAGGAUCCAUCUUCGCAGGUUAGUUCUAAAUUGGUUGUAAACCCCAACAUCAAUACAGGGCAACUGAUUCCGCUGGAAAGCUUGUUGCAAAAACCCGGAAUAGGAGCCACGGUAAACAAUUCUCCAGGGGGUGUGAAUACAAUUUUGAAGCUUGCGGGUACCACCAAAACCGGACAACAACAGUUCAUACAGUUCGGUGCCAGUGCUAAUCUCACCAAUUCGUCAACCUCACCAUCUAUCACAAAUUUACCAUCGGCCAAUAGUGGAGUCACCACUGUUGGGAGUGUAGCCCAUCAAUACACAAUUUUACCGCAGACACGAAAUAUAAUAUCCGUCGCAUCGACGUCUGCAACAAAUCGGCCAACGAACCUUCCCUUAACCAUUGUGUCAUCGUCAACAGAAUCAAGUGAAACUUUCCAGCCUGGGGGUUCCAUUAUUGUAUCAAAUAAAAAAGGAAAUCUAAGCGAAGUUAAUCCUUCUUCUGACUCACCGACUACCAAACUAAUGCAACAGGGCACGAAAGUAAAACUACUUACUACGACCGCACACAAUCCAAACAGUUUUGCUUCUGGCCCUGCCGUUUCUGCAUCUCAGCAGCAAGGUUCGGGAUGUAAUACUAAAACAUCCGUGCCCUCCACGGUGAAUGUUAGUGGUGAAUUUUUAAAUGCAAAAAUUAUAGGCGUCCGCAACAUUACCGCGGCUAAACUGAAAGGAACUUCUGCAUUAAGCUUGAUGAAUGCAAAUGGAUUGAAUAUAGCGCAUAUAGGAGGAAAACCUGUUCUAAUUGCAAACAAUGCGACGGUCGGACCAAAUCAAGGCAUUACAGUCAGCGCUGCCAAAUCUGGUCCAUCUAGCGCCAUGGUGUUAACGGGCAGUAACAGCUGUAACAGUCUCGUACUGGGACAGCAAAAUGCAACCAGUGUAACCGUGCCUGGGGCAUCUUCGACGACCGGAAGAGAAAUCAUGCGCACGAACGUUGUCAGCGGUAUAACCGGUCAAAUUCAAACUGUUCUACUUCGUAAUAAUUUACUGAAGGUUCAAACUGUACCACCGAAUACUGCAAAUAAAUUGUCUCAUCAACAAGCUAUAGUUUCUGGAACCGUGUGCAGCAGUGGAAUUAACCCAGCUGCUACCACACUGAUUGCUACGACCAAUCGAUGCACUACAGCCCAAGCAAAAUCACAGUUACAACAGCAACAGCAACAAAAAUCACAGAAACAGCAGCAAACUAUCAGCACGGGUGGAGCUUCUGUCAUUUUAACACCAAACGUACCACCGAACUCCAUGACCCUAGGAACAACAGUUGGUGAAGAGACGUUAACGAAUUCAUUCGUUAAAUUACAAUCUUCUAAUGCAGAGAUAACAAACAAUACGACUUCGGCGCCACAAACAUCCCGGGUAGUUAUUACGCAUCCAAUUAUAAUACCAUCAGAUGUUCAAAAAUCUGGUUCCUCGAUAAAUCUUAAGCGACUUAAAGUUAUACCCAUAAGUAAACAUCGAAGCAAAUAGGUUACUAAUGAGUAUAGUUUCAUAAAAUCGCAUCAAUGCUUAUCAUGUUAUGUUAGCACAAAUAUACAUAUGUAAGUAUGUACAUAAUUAUGUGAGUAUAAGUAAAUUAAAUUAAUUUCGAGUAUAGUAUUUUUCCGAGUUACGCCGUUUUUUUCCCUGGCACGCAUUAUUCGCAACUCGGAAAAUGACUUUACUGAUAAAUUAGAAUUACAAAAUUAAAAAAAAAACACUUGCAGCUCAAUUUCAUAAACUGGUUAUAGGUGGAAAACUAGCUAAAAAUCAAAGAACUCUGCUAGAAUAUUUGCAAAACUGCGAAACCUACCUAUUGAACUUACUGAAGGUUAUCAUAAAACAACCCUGCUACAAGCAAAUUUACAUGUUGCCUACGAUAACUAAUAAAGCUGACGUGAUCAUCUCAAACGCCUGACUUUCUUAUUAAUCGUUGUUGCGCGACGCCGUGGGGAGUUUUAUUAACUUCUUUAGUAAGUCCUAAUCUACCUAGAUGGCAAUAGAUAGAGGCAAUAAGGAAUAGAUUCUGAGGCUUGAGGAGUUGUUAGCCCGUAUACUGGCCCUCCUGGCUGGGAUAUGGGUUCUGUAUGAAGAUUCUCUCCUCUCACAAUUGCAAAUAAAGAAAAAAGGUAUGGGUACGCAUAACCUAGCAGGAUGUUACGGUCUAAAAUCGAUAAUAAUAAAAUGUAU